Messenger RNA from Capsicum annuum, 3599 nucleotides. RefSeq names its product probable LRR receptor-like serine/threonine-protein kinase At3g47570. Lineage: Eukaryota; Viridiplantae; Streptophyta; Magnoliopsida; Solanales; Solanaceae. The transcript has 4 exons. The record is from RefSeq and is a predicted model, not a curated record. Bases 2267 to 3265 code for a protein of 332 amino acids. Gene Ontology annotation, biological process: protein phosphorylation. Gene Ontology annotation, molecular function: ATP binding; protein binding; protein kinase activity.
CCUACUAAUUUAUGCAAUAAUGGAGAAAAUAUUCACCUCUUUUCUCUUGUUGCUUCAUUAUGUCAUGGUUAGUUCAGCUAUGAUCCAAACCAACACUACCACUGAUCAAUUAGCUCUUCUUUCUUUAAAAUCUCAAAUCAUUUCCGACCCCUUUUACUUCUUGGAUGAAAGUUGGUCUCCAACUACUUCUGCUUGCCAUUGGGUUGGAGUCACUUGUGGCUCUCGUCAAGUCCCUGAAUCUUUCCAACAUGGCUCUUACUGGCAGAAUUCCACGUGAUUUUGGAAACCUCACAUUUCUUGUUUCUCUUGACCUGGAAAGCAACAAUUUCCAGGGAAAUCUGCCUCAAGAAAUGGCACACUUGCGUAGGCUUAAGUUUCUUGAUUCAAGUUUCAACAACUUCAGCGGGAAGGUUCCUUCUUGGUUUGGAUUUUUAAACCAACGUCAAGUUCUAAAUCUUAGGAAUAAUAGUUUCACUGGUUCCCUUCCUUCUUCAUUUUCUAAUAUAUCCACACUUGAUACUUUGAAUCUGAAUUUCAAUUCCAUAGAGGGCCAAAUACCAAAAGUGAUUGGAAACCUUAGAGAAUUAAACUUGAGGGGUAACAAUCUCAUAGGAUAUAUUCCUCUGUCACUCUCGAAUGCCUCAAGGUUGGAGAUUUUAGAUAUAUCUUAUAAUUCACUUCAAGGAAAUAUCCCAGAAGGGAUCGGCAAUCUUCACAACAUGAACUGGUUGGCCAUACAAUAUAAUAAACUUACGGGUUCUAUACCAUUCACAAUUUUCAAUAUCUCAAGAAUUGAAUUCAUUGCAUUUACUAGCAAUAGCUUAUCAGGAAGUCUUCCAAAUGGUUUAUGCAAUGGUCUCCCAAUACUCAAAGGGCUUUAUCUGUCCACAAACAAGAUUCGUGGUAAUAUGCCUACAAGCUUAUCAAAUUAUUCACAACUUCAAGUAUUGUCUUUAUCAUAUAAUGAGCUUGAUGGACCAAUACAUGGUGAAAUUGGAAGAUUGAGUAACUUGCAGAGCUUGGCGCUCGGAACUAACCAUUUCACUGGGAUAAUUCCACAAGAAAUUGGAAAUCUUGUUAAUUUGGUGGAGUUUUGGAUGGAGAAAAAAUAGAUUACCGGCUCUGUCCCGAUCUCCAUAUUCAAUAUCUCAUCGCUGCUAAUUUUGUCACUGGCGCGAAACAAUCUUAGUGGAUUAUUACCACGGGAAAUCAGCAACUUAACCAAGAUGCAACUUCUACAGAGUGGUAGAAAUAAGCUUAUAGGUGAAAUACCCAAAGAGAUAAGCAAUCUCUUUGAGUUGGAUGAACUUAAUCUUCAAUUUAAUAGUUUUAGUGGUUCACUUGAUAUGGAGAUCUUCAACAUAUCAGGGCUGAGAAUAAUUGAUCUUUCAUUCAACAAUCUAUCAGGAAGCCUUCCACCAAACAUAGGUUCAAUCGUACCCAACAUUGAAGAGCUUUAUCUGGGUAAUUAACCAAUCUCCAAUUGUUCAAAACUUACAAUUCUUGAGCUUUCAUACAACAAACUCACUAGCUUGAUUCCCAACUCACUUGGAUAUUUGACUCAUCUAUAGUAUCUAAAUUUAGGGGCAAACAAUUUAACCAGUGAUUCAUCAUUAAGUUUCCUAACUUCCUUAACCAAUUGUAGAAAUUUAACAUAUCUUGAUAUAUCUUUCAACCCUCUAAAUGGCAUGCUUCCAGCCUCCACGGGGAACCUUUCCACCUCUCUUAGAAAAUUUUACGCCAAAAAUUGCAAAAUCGAAGGGCGAAUUCCAAAUGAAGUUGGGAACUUAAGCAUCUUUCUGGAAAUAACUUGGUCGGAUCAAUUCCAACAUCAAUUGGCAACUUGAGAUAUCUUCAGUGGUUCAACUUGAGUAGCAACAAAUUCACAGGAUUUAUUGGAGAUCAUAUAUGUAAAUUGCAGCAUUUGGGUGAAAUUUACUUGGUUCAAAAUCAACUUUCAGGAUCUCUUCUUAAUUGUUUAGGGAACAUCACUUCGCUUAGGGAGAUACAUCUUGGUUCCAAUAAAUUGAGUUCCAAUAUACCAUCAAGCUUAUGGAAUCUUGAGGAUCUAGUGGUUCUUGACUUAUCAUCAAACAACAUGGUAGGUUCCUUACCUCCAAAAAUUGGAAAUCUAAAGGCUCUAACAAAGAUGGAUCUAUCGAUGAAUCAAUUCUCAAAUGUAAUUCCAAGAGAAAUUGGAGGAUUGUAAAAUUUGGCACACCUUUCUUUGAGACACAACAAGUUACAAGGAGCUAUACCUGACUCAAUGAGCAACAUGGUAGGUUUGGAAUCCCUAGACCUUUCUCAUAAUAAUAUAUCUGGAAUCAUUCCUAAGUCUUUGGAGAAACUUCAAAACCUGAAGUAUUUCAAUGUUUCUUUCAACAAAUUGUAUGGUGAAAUACCCUCGGGGGGUCCUUUCAAGAACCUCUCGAGUCAGUUUUUCAUCUACAAUGAAGCAUUGUGUGGUUCUUCAAGAUUUAGUGUCCCUCCAUGCCCCACUUCAUCAAAGCACAAAUCAAAUAGGAAAAGAUUACUAGUUCUUUUUCUUUUGCUGGGAAUUGCACUAGAAGUUGUUCCUAGAACCUUUAUUUUUUUCUGGAUAAGGUAUAGAAAAGGUAGAAGAGCUCCUCAACAAGCUGAUUCAUUGUCUGCCAUAACAAGAGAAAGAAUUUCAUACUAUGAAUUGAUCCAAGCAACUGAUGCGCUUAGCGAGAGUAAUUUGAUUGGUUCUGGAAGUUUUGUCUUUGUUUACAAAGGUGUUCUCAGAAGUGGAACUUCCAUUGCAGUUAAAGUGUUCAAUCUGCAACUAGAUGCAGCAUUCAAGAGCUUUGAUAUGGAAUGUGAAGUUCUGCGCAGCCUUCGCCAUAGGAAUCUUGUAAAAGUCAUUACUAGCUAUUCCAACCUUGAUUUUAAGGCUUUAGUGCUCGAUUAUAUGCCUAAUGGAAGUCUUGAGAAGUAUUUGUAUUCACACAACUACUUCCUAGACAUCAGGCAGAGGCUAAGUAUAAUGAUAGAUGUGGCAUGUGCGUUGGAAUAUCUUCACCAUGGGUGCUCGUCCCCUGUGAUCCACUAUGAUCUGAAGCCUAGUAAUGUCUUUCUGGACGAGGAUAUGGUUGCCCACCUAAGCGACGUUGGCAUUUCGAAACUGCUUGGUGAAGAUGAGAGUAAUUUAUACACAAAAACAUUAGCAACAUUGGGUUAUAUUGCGCCAGCUUUCCUAUUUAAGCAGCUCUUCUCCCCUACGCUUUCUCAUCCUUAUCACUAGUGGAAAUGGUGCCGAAGAAGCAAAAGUAGGAAGGCGGCAACGAGGGAGGAGAAAGUGAACUGAGGAGUUGCGAAUUUAAAGCCCCCAAUGCUUAAUAAAAUUAUUGAAAGUCAUUUUAACUGCUUUUUGCUGCCCCAUCUUUUCUUAAAAAAACAAAAAUUGUUAGUUGCCCUUUUCUACCUUCUUUGCUUCCUUGCAUUUUCACUUGUUGAAGACGUAAAUAAAGUUUGUUAGAUUCAAUAGACAAAGCAUUUAGUUGAGUUGGUCGCGAAAUUUCAACAUGGUAUCUUCUAAGCAAGUAGAGCUCUUGAGCUAGUAGUAAAACUAGAAAUUU